Messenger RNA from Penaeus indicus, 1716 nucleotides. RefSeq names its product serine/threonine-protein kinase ULK3-like (gene Aduk). Bases 94 to 1542 code for a protein of 482 amino acids. The record is from RefSeq and is a predicted model, not a curated record. The transcript has 2 exons. Gene Ontology annotation, molecular function: ATP binding; protein serine/threonine kinase activity. Lineage: Eukaryota; Metazoa; Arthropoda; Malacostraca; Decapoda; Penaeidae. Gene Ontology annotation, cellular component: cytosol; phagophore assembly site; cytoplasm. Gene Ontology annotation, biological process: response to starvation; protein autophosphorylation; reticulophagy.
UGCUAGACGGCACCAAUGAUUCAUUAAUAGUAAACAAAUCGCCAUGAAAGUCGCCCUAGAGUUCCAUGACAGCGACCGAGUCAUUAACUAGCCAUGGCAGCAGCAGCAGGGCCUCCCAAGAUCCCCAACUACAUCAUCGCCGAGAAAAUAGGGUCAGGGAGCUACGCAGAUGUGUACAAAGCCUACAAGAAAGGCCCCACGAGAGAGGUGGCGGCUGUUAAGUGUGUCACUAAGUCCACUCUGUCAAAAUGGGCACUGGACAACUUGGUAUCUGAAAUUGGUAUCUUGAAGAAGCUCAAACAUGAACAUAUCGUGGAGAUGAAGGACUUCGUGUGGGAUGACAACUACAUCUAUAUCAUAAUGGAGUACUGUGGGGGAGGCGAUCUGUCGCAUUUCGUCAAGUCCAGGCAAAGGUUGGCGGAAGCUGUGUGCCAGAGGUUCCUGCAGCAGCUCGCCUCCGCCCUGAGGUACCUGAGGAGCCAAAACGUCAGUCACUUGGACCUUAAGCCUUCCAAUAUCCUCUUGAGUUCGAAGAGAAACCCCAUACUUAAGAUCGGGGACUUCGGCCUCGCGCAACACAUGCCAGAGGAGGACACCAGCAGCACGAUGAAGGGCAGUCCCCUGUACAUGGCCCCUGAGAUUGUGCUGAAGCGACAGUACGACGCUAAGGUUGACUUGUGGUCUGUCGGUGUCAUUCUCUACGAGUGCCUGUUCGGGAAAGCGCCUUAUUCCUCCAAAACGCUGCAAGAGCUGAUUGACAAGAUAAAACUGGAUAAGCCCAUUGAGGUGCCUUAUGGUACAAACAUAUCACCGGAAUGUAGAGACCUGUUGCAGCGUUGCCUUGAGAGAGAUGUCAGCAAGAGGAUUGAAUUUGAAGAUUUUUUUGCCCAUCCAUUCGUUGACCUGGAACACAAACCAGGACCUGAAAGCUUAAAUAAGGCAACGGAACUUCUGACUUCUGCGGUGAACUUCGAUGAGUGUCAAGAAUUUGAGGAAGCAUUUAGGCACUAUAGCAAAGCUCUGCAGUAUCUUGUUCCAGUUCUUCACGUUGAGAGGGAUUCUGUGAAAAGGAGUGCCUUACGUCGCAAAAUCACAGAAUACUUGAAGAGAACUGAAUCGCUGAAGAAAAUUAUAAACUGCGAAAAAGAUGGCAUCAAGAACAUUAGAGUUCCAACCCUAUCGAGGCAAGAUUCUAACCCACCGACUACCUACCAAGGAAACCGUGAGGAAUUGAUCAGGUUAUCGGGAACAACACCUCAGAUUAUAGCUGCCAUGGAGAUCGCAACAACAGGAGACAUGUAUGCUCAGGAGGGAAACUAUGCGAUAGCCCAAGAGAAAUACGAGCUUGCCUUAGGGAAGCUCUUGGCCCUGAUGCAAAAUGAGCCAAAGGGAAAGAGAAAAGAACUUCUCCGAGAAGAGAUACAGAGGUGGAUGUCACAGGCAGAGGUUGUCAAAGAUCUUAAGGAAGGUGGCACAUCUAAAGAGGCUGGUGCUAGUACGAAUAAUGAAAGUUAUGAUGAAAAGGGAUGCUUUCUACAGUAACAGGGUAAAAGCUUUAUAAUAAAGGGGUAAGGAUACGUGAAAUGAUUCAUGGUUGUUAUUUCUUGUAAAAUGUGAUUAGAUUUUUAAAGCUCUCAGGUCUGUAAUGCCCACUUUAUGAUGAAGGCAUAAAUAAUGUCCAAUGUUUAGUGAAUCUUUAAUACUCUUUUUUUUUUU